CCUCCUGGCUUGGCUUGGCUUGGCUUGGCUUGGGUCUACACUCCAUCGACGACGGGGUUCCUCUCUCUCUUCUUCUUCUUCUUCUUCUUCUUCUCUCUGCCUCUGCUCGCCCCCCAGAUCUAUUUUUAUGUUUUUUCAUUUCCCAAUCUGUACAGACUAGAGUAAUCUAAUUCUCGAUUUCAAUCAACCAAUUUCAUUACCUACAAACACACAUAGAUCUCAUCACAUGGGCUCUUCGCAGUCCGCUCAAUUGCCCUCAGAUGACGAAGAAGACCAAGAAGAAGAAGAUGAUGACGAUAACGACGACGUUCAACACAACAUUCCAAACAGCACAAGAGAUCAUCACGCCCUCGUCAAGAAAAUUCUCCAACAGGAGCCUGAAAUGCUGCCCUGUCACGCCUCCGCCUCCCCUCUCUCCCCGCAGCUUUCCACCUACGGUACCCCACGCAUAGCUCCUUCCAUCAAGGUUUGGGACCCAUACAAUGUCCUCGCACCUCCUCCACCCCUCCCUCCCUUCCACCGCACCUUCUCUGUUUCCCCCUCCGACGACGAUCGUGCUAUCACCGAGGUUUACUUGAUUAGCCACGGCGAGUGCCACAUGAAUCUGAGGCCCGAUUUGAUCUCCGGUCGCUGCCCCGAUGCUGCCCUCACCCCGAGUGGCAAACGCCAGGCUCGAGCACUCGCCGUGUUUUUGAAGUCUCAAGGGGUCAGAUUCAAUGUAGUUUAUACCUCGCCUUUGGAUCGAGUCCGCUCCACCGCCAUAUCUGUUUGCCAGGAGUUAAAUUUCUCAGAGGAACAUAUACAAUCAUCAGAUGCCCUUGUGGAGAUGAGCCAAGGGCACUGGGAAGGAUGCCACAGAUCAGAAAUCUUAACACCGGAAACACUGAGUUUAAUGGAGAAAUUCCAGCCUGAUUUUUCGGCGCCAUCUGGGGAAUCAUUGAGGCAGGUAGAAUUCCGAAUGGCGCAGUUCCUAAACGGUACAGUCAUGACGUUUCACGACAAAUUUAGGUCGGAUUUCUCCCCACCAGAUCUGAGUGACAACAACCCAGGUUUUACCAACCGCAGCGAGAGAGAUAGAGAUAGAGAAGGGGGGGCUUCAUCUCUGGCACCACACCACUGGGAUUUGCUGCAAAGGCACAGACAAGGGGGGAUUCCAAGGAAGAAAUCUGGUAAGAGCAGGCUCCAAAUUGUGACACGCACUGGAGAUCAUGAGGCGGAUGAUGAAAUGUCCCCUCGAGAACCCAAUAACCAAUCUCGUGAUAUUAAUGUCAGGACCAACAACACAACCGCCCCUUCUCUUGUUGUGUCUUCUUCUUGCGUUGGUGUUUUCAGUCACUCCACACCAAUCAAAUGUCUUCUCACGGGCCUACUUGGUUGCAGUCCAGUUAUGUCACACAAGAUAUGCAUAGAAGAUUCUUCAGUUACCGUUUUACAGCACUCUUGGAGAGUUGGCUGGCAAAUUAAGAGAGUCAACGAUACUUCCCAUCUUAGGCUUCUCUGACCAGACCACAUAUUAUUUGGUUGUCUCAAUGUCCGAUAAUUUAACAGUUACACGUCCACGAUAUAUUUUCGUUUAUAUUAUAUUGAUUUACUUCCAUGAUUGAUGGUUUCCAGUUCCAACGGACAAAAGCAACAGUCAUGAGAGUGAUUAUUUUUUUGUUUGUAAUUGUAGCAUUAAGAUUUAUUGUUGUCAAUUGUCAUACAUAUGAAAUCCAGUUUUGCCAUUUAUUUA
This is a messenger RNA of Erythranthe guttata (spotted monkey flower), 1732 nucleotides long. It is a transcript of the gene MEF14, whose product is annotated as Phosphoglycerate mutase family protein. Lineage: Eukaryota; Viridiplantae; Streptophyta; Magnoliopsida; Lamiales; Phrymaceae. The record is from RefSeq and is a predicted model, not a curated record.